CCACUUUUUUGUAUGUCAGUAUUGUUCGAUAUUUUGACUCGCGAAGUUGUCGUUUGGGGACUUUUUUUUAUUCUACGGCAUUAAUUUUAUUAAUUUGCAUAUCCGUAGAUCAGCUAGUUUUUGUUGUCAGACCAAAACAAGUCUUUUAAUCGAUAAGGCACAGAAGGAAUUUCAUUCAUUGAUAGAAAUAAGUGGAAUUAUCAUGAAUUAUAAUUGAUUGCAUUCUUAAAAUAUCGUAAUAAUGUGGGGGAACUGAAUAUUAUCAUCUAUGAAUGGCACUGGACGUAGAAUAAUAAUCACAAAUACAGUCUAAAAAUCGUAAACUUUUUUUUUAUCUCAUUCACGAAGUUUUGAUAAGAAAAAAAAUUAUUUUCCAACCCAUUUUUUCGUGCGAAAAAGAAUUACAAUGAAGAAAAAGCUUGAUGCAAUUCCAUUAACAGUGAUAAGUGACGAUGUUUCGGCUAUCGAGUCACUCCAAAGCAAUGAAAGUGUUGGCGAUAGUGUUUUUGAUUCGGAAAAGCAGCAGACCGAAGCUGUGAAAAAACUGGGCCAUUUUGGACGACGGUCAUUACGAGUCAAUUCAACAUAUAUAUCACAGAAAGAUCAAUUUAGUCGAUACAAAACGGCACUUGCUACAUUCAUACCAUUUCGAUCAAAAGUCACAAAAACGAUCAAUUCGGAACUGCCAGUUGACUCGAUCGGUUGUUUUUCAAAUUUGUCAUUCUCUUGGGUUAAAGAUUAUUUAGUAUUACCUCACAAUGAUCCAAUGAUGGAUAGUGCUGAGCAUCGUAAGAAAUAUGAGUUGGACAUAACACUACCAUACAAUGACAGUGCAGAUGUUAAUGGAAAAAGAUUAUUGGGAAUUUAUAAAGAUGAAAAGCAGAGCCAUGGAAGGCACGGAUCUAUGAUGAAGGUUGUUUGGAAUUUCUGCAAAACGAGAGUAAUUGUGGCUUCAUUGUUCUACACAUUAUCAGUAUUAUGUGCUUUAAGUGCACCUGUGAUAUUCCUAAAAAUGACAUUGGAUGCUUUAGAAAUGGAAGGUGAAAUAAAUUCAAAUGGAACCACAAGUAAUGGAGGAACGAUAAAUAACACCACAUUUAUUGGAAUUAACGAAACGUUAAGUAGAAAUACAACUUUGGCGCCACCAACUACCCUUGCCAUUACCACAACUAUUCAAGCUUUAGUUGACAGAACAACUCAAGUUAGUGUCUUCAAGUUCUUUCAAUUUUCAUUUAGCUUCUACGGAAGAUUUAAGUGUAUUUACUAUAUGCUUGGAUUCAUCGGAUGCUUCUUUGCUGCUAUGUUCUUUGAUAGCAUUACAAAAUGGCUCAACUUACGAACAUCAAUUCGUCUAAGAACAGCAGUUUUGUCAGCAACGUAUAGGAAAGCGAUAAAGUCGUCAAUUGUCAAUAAUAUUGCACCACAUCAGAUCUUAACUGACGAUAUUGACAACAUGAUGGAACUUGUCGAUUACUUAACAAAAAUAUUAGGAACAGUAAUUGCGAUGAUUCUGUCGUUAGUGGCGUCAGUCAUGUUACUAAGAAGUCCUGCUGUGUGGCCUAUAUUUGCAUGCAUUGGAUUCUUUUGUAUCCCCGUUAUCCUUGCCAAAAUAUCUACAAAUCGCUUCCGAAAAUGCCAGCAUUAUUUGCUCAAAAAGGUUACAUUUAUUGAAAGCUUUUGUGUUAAUUUUAAAGACAUCAUUGUCCAUUCAUUAUCAUACGAAUACAUCAAGAACUUUUACUAUCUUAAUUCCGCACAGUUUUCUGCACUUCGCAUCUCAAAUGUCUUUUCUGUAGAAAUUUAUGAAGGUCUUACGUCUGUGCUGCUUGGUGGAUUAUACUUGAUUUGGUGUGAUGCUGACAUCUUUACUGAUAAUGUCGAGACAUUAGUUCUUGUGAUUGUUUAUGUUUAUUUCAUUAAGAACUAUGUCUCGGAUUAUUGUCACUCAAUUCAGGCUAUUUCUAAUGGAAAAGGAAGCUUAGAGAAGCUCAAGAAUUCAUUUGCAAUGCUUGUCGACCCAGAAUUAUCAAGAGUUAGGACAAUUGACACUCGGGUCCUAAUAUCCAUGAGUGACUGCCGAUUCAGCUGGGAUGAUAACAUAAGAUUCACUUUAGACGUAUCAAAAGGAGAAGUCCUUGGUGUUUGUGGCAAGCAUAAAAAAGCUCUGAUCUAUGCAAUACUAGGUCAUGGAGAAUGUAAGGAAGGAAUCAUGAGACAAAGAGGAGUUGUUGGAUUUUUCAGUGAAGAACCUUUCAUUUGUAUUGGAUCUGUUAAGGAUAACAUUUUGAUGGGAACUGAUUUUGAUGCUAAACGUUAUUAUGCAGCAGUAACAAUGACUAAUUUGAAUGAUGACGUAUUACAGACACUUGGAACUGACGAAUUACCAAUCGAAAUGCUUGAUUUGAAUCAGCAACAGAAACAGAGGAUUGCACUAGCUCGUGCUAUUUAUAGCGACCGAGAUAUUUAUUUGUUCGAUGAGCCAUUCAAAAAUGCUGUAUUUUCGUCGAAUAUUCUCCAAUUGUUUGCCAAUAUCGUUCACCACAUUUCGUCUGAUCCCAACAAAGCAAUCAUCAUAUGCAGCACUAACACUCAAAUAUUAAAUAUUUGUCAAAGAGUUUAUGACUCAAGUGAGAAUCGAGUUUAUUCUCAUGCUGAAUAUGAAAGAAUUUCGACAUUAAGUUAUCACGAGAAUCCAGUCCAUUACACAUUCGAGAACAUCAAAGGAUGUAGUUUAAAUGCAUUGACUGUCUACAAAAUGCCAAGUCGUUUCCACGUUCAAAUUAUUGAUGAGAGUCAUAGUAGAACAUCACAACGUGGAGAUGAAUCAACAGAGCAUCUUAUUGCCAAAAAUAAAUACAUUCAUAAUUUUUCAAUUGGAAUCGUUAACAUCAUCUUUAUAUCAUUUUUCACAACGUUAACUGUGCUGCUGUAUUUAUCAUUGAUUGUUGGAUUCAUUUGUAUUGUUAUGGAUGCUAAAGUUGCCCCAAUGCUCAAUUUGGUAUUUUUAGGAUGCUUCGUAGCAGCAUUUUCAAUAGAAUUGAUCAAGAAGAUUUAUGUGGCGAAAUUGAUUGAAAUUAAAUUGAAAAAGUUCCACAAAAUGAUUUUUGAAAAGCUUCUAAAAACGAGUCUGGACUUUUUGUGUGGAACAAAUAUAGCUGACAUUUUAAAUUGGUUCAGUAUAACAUUUUAUACACUCGCUCAACCCUAUACCAAACUUAUAGAGUCAAUAAUCAUGAUAGCAUUAGGUGGAUUGAUACUAUUACUCUGUAACUUUUGGCUCACAUCAGCCGUUAUUCUAAUUCUCAUUUUCGGACAAGUUGUUUCUGCUCAUUACAUAUUCGAGAAACGAUUGAGGCCAACAUUAAAUUACUAUACACUUGUUGAGUACGAGUCGAGGAAGAAAAUGCUUGCAUUGAUCAUAAACAAUUUGCGUGGUCGUGAUGUCAUUCAAUCAUUCGAAAAGACAUCGGAAUUUUGUCGCGACUUCAACACAGUCGUCGAAGACAACUCAACAUCAAUUUUCCUACAAAAAUCACUUAAGAACUACGUUAGUUUUACAGUACAAAUUUUGAUGGCUAUAAAUGUGACAGUUAUCACACUAAUGACACUCUUAAUAGGCGAGAUUUCCAUAUACAAUUAUCUACUCUCUAUCUUACUGUAUUAUCUACUCAUGCAUUACGUCAAUGAGGCAAUCCUUGCUUAUCUUGAUUGGCUGAUUAUGAACUGCAGACAGAACUUGAUUAAUUCUGAAAUUAAAAAUAUUGCAAAAACAUCGCAAAUAAGUAUGUUGUAUGAGUCAACACAAUUAGGAACGGGUGAUGGAUUAUCAAUUGAGUUCAAAGAUGUUCAAAUAAAAUUAUGCGGGAAGAGAGUGUUGGAUAUACCACAUUUAACUAUUGAGAAAUUCGACAUAAUUGGAAUGACGGGAAAUUCAUCGCAUUUAAUUACAUCUGUGCUGUUUAAGUUGAUUAAACCAGUUGUUGGAUCGAUUUCAAUUGAGUCGUAUGACUUGAAUGUAAUUAGCCAGGAUAAUUUGAGUAAAGUGAUUGCUGUUGUGCCACAUGACUUGAAAAUUCAGAACAUAACGAUAGCAGAAUUCCUUAAUCCAAACAAUUCAAUUCCGUACAAGUCUAUUUCAAAUAAGAUUCAAGAAGUCUUGCCACAAAUUCUUAAAUUACCAAAUAAAACCUCAGAACUAAUGCAAUGUUUAUCACGUAAGGAGAAGCAGCUAUUAUGCUUGAUUAAGGCUACAUUAAAGCCACCAGAACCAAAACUUGUUAUAAUUGAAUAUCCCGACAUAGAAAUUCAGCCAAUCAUUAAUUUAUUUGUAAGACGUGAAUUUAAUACAAAAACUGUAAUCAUUAUAGGAACUAACCAUAGGCAUUUUGAGGCAUGUAACAGGAUUAUUAAUUUUGACAUUCAAAAUAAAUAAUUGACUUAUAAUUAGUCAGAUAAAUAAACCAU
Molecule: messenger RNA, 4464 nt
Organism: Chironomus riparius
Lineage: Eukaryota; Metazoa; Arthropoda; Insecta; Diptera; Chironomidae
Source: the annotation of a GenBank genome assembly